AUGCAAAUCGGCGGGGCGAUUCUGGCAAGACUCCAGUCGGCGCCGCCGAGAUGCAGCGGUCUGAUUGCUCAUCCAACCGAGUGAUAAUUGGAAGGACUCAUCUCGAGAUUUAUGACGCGACCCUUUGAACGCUUCUCAAAUGAGCCCCAGGAUCAAUUUCUCAGCUGGCUCGUCAGUCGUCAAGGUAAGAAGGACACCUGGGUGGGACAGCAGCAAAGGCAGAAGGAACGGCACCACCAGGAGCAGAACGGCGGUUUCCGGCGACGGUUCUUCUCGGCCCUCAGCACCGCCAUUCUUCGCGUGCUAUUCAGAACAUUUUGAUCUUCUGAAAGUUUGAUUUAAGAAAAAUGAUGAAUAGCGGGAGAGAUAAUUAAACGCUGAAAAGUAAAACAACGUUUAAAAAAACCUCAUAAAAUAGGUUACUUUAUGAUUAUUCCUAGCUAACUUCUUUGAAAAAGGAAAAAAUUGACAGAAGGUUCACAGAAACAAAGAAGAAAUGAAGAAAAUUAGCUGUGUCAAGUGGUUACGCGCAAAGAUAAGCCCAAUAUAACAUACAUGAGAAGGGAUUAGGGGAAAGAGAAGCCAACGAUGAGAUCGGAUGAAAGAAUCGCCCUUUUUCACAGUUUUUCCUUCUUCUUGAAUUAGAGCCUUCCUUCUACAAAGAAAUAUUUAUAUAAUUACUUUUCUGCUCAACCGUAUGUCAAUCCAAAAAAAAUUAUCAGCAACUUUCUUUUUUGGCCAAUCUUUUCUACGCACUAAACAUUAUGUAGGGAUAAAUGCGAUGGAAUUCCAGAAUGACCUCCAGAAAUAUAUCAAAUAUGUGAGGAACCCAUGGAAAGCCGGCUGGAACGGACCAAAAAAGAGAACAAGGGAUACGGCGACGUGGUUGUUAUAGAAAUACAUGGAGACACGCCUUAUUGGGCCGUAAAUCUCACAUCGAGCCGUCUAUUUCGAUCCAUGACCUCUUCCGGCAGAACAAAGCGAGAAAUAAACGGCGGUUCUAAUCGCUUCUUAAUUUCGUCGUCAACUGGCUUCAGUUGACUUUUUUUUUUCCUGUAUGCUCCCACCAUCACGAUUGCACGAUUGACGAAGCUGAAUAAUCAACUUAUUUUUUAGUUUUGGAUUUUGAAUAAAAUUCAAAAGCUCUUCCCCAGUAUUCAAGUUCAAAGCGAGGUUUGAAAAUUUAGAAGAAACUGUGGAAAGACCUGAGCCAUAGAGAUUAAUCAAUUAUCAUUUCUAUGAGAACAUUGUCUCUAUCAAAACUAAGAAAAUCUACAAAAAACGUAGGAACAUUAAUUACAAAGAAAAGAAGAUGAAGAAAAAGGAUUGCCGACGUCCUAUUCUUCGAAGCACCUGGAGAGACCGGCCUUUUUCAGAGGGAGAUUAUUAUACGAAGUGGAAAGAAGCAGCGGUCGCGUGAGAAGGUGCCGGAUAGCAUGUCUGCAGAGUCAUUGGCCCAUCGAGAUGAAUGUGCGACUCCAUUGUCGGUCGCUCAACGUGAUAGGUUGCCCAUUAUUCGGAUGGCGUAUGCUGCCCCAUCCCAGUUGGCAUCUUCCCUUUUCAAUAUGUUACAGAACGAUAUUACUGUUUCUUGAAUUAGGACUACUUCUUUCAGUGUGAAAAAGGGUUUCCUGAAUGUUCUACCUGCGGUUCUGAUCAGAAGGGUCCGACCACACAGUCGUAAGACUGCGUAA
Molecule: messenger RNA, 1694 nt
Organism: Caenorhabditis auriculariae
Lineage: Eukaryota; Metazoa; Nematoda; Chromadorea; Rhabditida; Rhabditidae
Source: the annotation of a GenBank genome assembly